UCACAUCUAAGAAAUCAACCUCCAAGAGGAAAGGGAUUUCAUAACACCUCCAGAGUAUCUCCUAGAAUCGAAAAUCACCUCCUCAGAGGCCUGGCAGAGCUACUGGGAUACAGGAACUAAUCAAAACAUGUCAGCCGAAAAAAAGAAAUCUGAAUCCGGUUCCACUCCAGCUCCGCCGUCUUUGCCUGCACCUCUCAGUGAUCUGAAGAUUAAGUAUACCAAGAUAUUUAUAAACAAUGAAUGGCAUGAUUCAACUAGUGGCAAAAAAUUCCCAGUCAUUAACCCUGCAACUGGAGAGAAAAUUUGUGAGGUGGAAGAAGGAGAUAAGGUGGAUGUUGACAAAGCUGUUAAGGCAGCAAGAAAAGCUUUUGAGUUUGGGUCCCGCUGGCGAACCAUGGAUGCCUCUGAAAGAGGAAGGCUGUUAAGCAAACUGGCUGAUUUAAUCGAAAGGGACCGACUUCUCUUAGCUACAAUGGAGAGCAUUAAUGGGGGAAAACUUUUUGCCAACUCCUACCUAAUGGACCUGGGUGCUUGCAUCAACACUCUCCGCUAUUGUGCAGGCUGGGCUGACAAAAUCCAAGGACGUACCAUCCCGAUGGAUGGAAACUAUUUCACAUUUACAAGACAUGAGCCUGUUGGAGUAUGUGGCCAAAUUAUUCCUUGGAACUUCCCCCUGGUUAUGUUCAUUUGGAAGAUUGCCCCUGCUUUGUGUUGCGGGAACACAGUGGUUGUCAAACCAGCAGAGCAAACUCCACUCACUGCUCUUCAUAUGGGCUCUUUAAUUAUAGAGGCAGGAAUUCCACCUGGAGUGGUGAAUAUUGUGCCAGGGUAUGGGCCAACUGCUGGAGCAGCCAUCUCCAGUCACAUGGAUAUAGAUAAAGUGGCAUUCACCGGCUCUACUGAGGUUGGCAAGAUGAUCAAAGAAGCUGCUGGAAGGAGCAACCUGAAGAGAGUCACCCUGGAACUUGGAGGGAAAAGCCCCAAUAUAAUAUUUGCAGAUGCCGAUUUGGACAGUGCUGUGGAGUAUGCACACAUCGGCCUGUUCUACCAUCAAGGGCAAUGCUGUAUAGCUGGGUCUAGGAUUUUUGUGGAAGAGUCGAUAUAUGAUGAGUUUGUCCGCAGGAGCGUUGCAAGAGCUAAGGAAAAUGUCCUUGGGAAUCCUCUUACUCUUGGAGUCAGUCAGGGUCCUCAGAUUGAUAAGGAGCAGUAUGAUAGAAUCCUCAAGCUGAUUGAGAGUGGGAAAAAAGAAGGAGCCAAGCUGGAAUGUGGAGGAGGCCCUUGGGGAGACAAAGGCUUCUUCAUCCAGCCGACCGUUUUCUCUGAUGUUACUGAUGACAUGCGCAUUGCCAAAGAAGAGAUAUUUGGGCCAGUCCAGCAAAUCAUGAAAUUCAAAACUAUAGAUGAGGUUAUCAAAAGAGCAAACAAUACUCACUAUGGUUUAUCAGCUGCAGUGUUCACCAAAGAUAUCGAUAAAGCUCUGACGUUUGCUGCCGCUCUUCAGGCUGGAACUGUAUGGGUUAAUUGCUAUAGUGUAAUAUCUUCUCAAUGCCCUUUUGGAGGAUUCAAAAUGUCAGGGAAUGGCCGAGAGCUGGGAGAAUAUGGUCUUCAUGAGUAUACAGAAGUUAAGACGGUCACAAUCAAAAUUCCACAGAAGAAUUCAUAAGGUCACCUCAGCAGACAGUUCGUGAAGUUGUCAAGUUCUAAUCAGAAUGGCAAAGACCAGCUACAUUGUGAAAUGUUUUGUAGCAGACAUUUUCAUUUAAUUUGUGUUUCUAUCUGUAAAAACAAAUGCUUUUAGUGACUGUAAAAGGUAAUUUCAAAAAUCUUAAAUCUGGUUAACUGAAAAAGGGAAAUCUUAAUAUCUAAAACACGAUUAACACAGUCUAGAAUCUUCUUUGGGGGGAAGGUGAUUUUCCUAUUUGAUUAUAUCUGUAGUGUUGUGGAAAAUAAAUAUUUACAUCAUU
This is a messenger RNA of Hemicordylus capensis (graceful crag lizard), 1964 nucleotides long. It is a transcript of the gene ALDH1A1, whose product is annotated as aldehyde dehydrogenase 1 family member A1. The record is from RefSeq and is a predicted model, not a curated record. Bases 128 to 1663 code for a protein of 511 amino acids. The transcript is spliced from 15 exons. NCBI's taxonomy places the organism in Eukaryota, Metazoa, Chordata, Lepidosauria, Squamata, Cordylidae. Gene Ontology annotation, molecular function: benzaldehyde dehydrogenase (NAD+) activity.